AUGUCGACUGAGAGCGUCGACCGCAAGCACGAUGCGCUGGAGAGCGAAAAGGCAGAGGUCGAGCAGAAGGAGAUCCUCGCCAACCCGGAUCGACUGCACGAUGCCUUUGACGGCGAGAACCGCGAGCAUCAGAUGGGCGUGUGGGAGGCCACCAAGCAGUAUCCGUGGGCGUGCUUCUGGGCUUUUGUGAUGUGCUUCACCAUUGUCAUGGAAUCGUUCGACAUGUUCCUCAACACCAACUUUGUGGCCCUCACCCAUUUUCAAAAGGUGUAUGGCGUCCAGACCGGCCCGGACACCUACGCUAUCCCGACCCGCUGGCAGAGUGCCCUCUUCCAGGCCGGCCAGUGCGGUGCCUUCAUCGGCGUCUAUCUGUCUGGGCCCAUCACCAACCGCAUCGGAUACCGCUGGACCACCCUCUUGGGCUUGCUCCUGAUGAAUGCCACCAUUUUCAUUUCUUUCUUUGCCAACUCCCUCACCCUCCUCGUCGUCGGUCAGGCCCUUGAAGGCGUCCCGUGGGGUUUCUUCAUUGCCAACUCGCCGGCCUACGCCAGUGAGAUUGCGCCGCUGCCCCUGCGCGCCGCCUGCACAGCUACCCUGCAGAUGGGUUGGUCCAUCGGGUCCAUUAUCGUCGCCGGCGCGACGUAUGCCUACAAUGGGCUCGAUAACGAGUGGGCCUGGCGCAUGCCGCUCGCCCUGCAGUGGAUCUUCCCUACCCCCCUCAUGGUCCUAAUCUUCUUCGCCCCCGAAUCCCCCUGGUGGCUCAUCCGCCGCGGCCGCAGAGAAGACGCCCUGCGCUCCAUCCGGCGGCUCGGCGCAAAGACCGAGGACAAGGCUCAGCAGUCACUGGCUAUGAUCGAGCGCACCGUCAAGAUCGAGGAGGAGAUGGGCGGCCAGCCGACCCUGCUGGACCUGUGGAAAGGCACCGACCGGCGCAGAACCAUCAUCACUUGUCUGGUGUACGCGUCGCAGAACUUUGCCGGCAACCUGAUUGCCAACCAGGCCACCUACUUUUUCGAGCAAGCCGGCAUCGCCCACAACAAAGCCUUCAUGCUCAACUUGAUCACCACCUGCCUGCAGUUCGUCGGCAACGCCCUCUCCUGGGGCCUGACGUCGUGGUUCCGCCGCCGCACCGUCUUCCUCUGGGGCACCGGCGCCAACGUCCUGUUCCUCUUCCUGCUGGGCAUCUGCGCGUCCGUGCCGCAGAACUCGCAGACCAACUACGCGCAGGCGUGUCUGGGGGUGAUCAUCUCGUUCGUCUAUGCCUGCGCCCAGGGCCCCAUCACCUACACCAUCAUCUCUGAGACCUCGUCGGUGCGUCUGCGCGCCCUCUCCACCGCCGUCGGCCGCUCCGCCUACUACAUCACCGAGAUCCCCAUGAUCUACCUCGCCUCGCGCAUGCUCAACACCACUGGCUGGGACCUCGCCGGCAAGUGCGGCUAUGUCUGGGGCUGCACGGCGCUCGUGUGCUGGGUGUCGGCGUAUUUCUGGCUGCCCGAGCUGAAGCAUCGCUCGUACCGCGAGGCGGAUAUCUUGUUUAAGCGGAGGGUGUCGGCGAGGAAGUUUAAGACGACCGUUAUUGGCGUGGAGGAGAAUGAGUAG
Aspergillus terreus NIH2624 is the source of this 1599-nucleotide messenger RNA. RefSeq lists its product as uncharacterized. The record is from RefSeq and is a predicted model, not a curated record. The coding region runs from base 1 to 1599 and encodes 532 amino acids. The transcript has 5 exons. Gene Ontology annotation, cellular component: membrane. NCBI's taxonomy places the organism in Eukaryota, Fungi, Ascomycota, Eurotiomycetes, Eurotiales, Aspergillaceae. Gene Ontology annotation, biological process: carbohydrate transport; transmembrane transport. Gene Ontology annotation, molecular function: carbohydrate:proton symporter activity.